Messenger RNA from Dromiciops gliroides (monito del monte), 2202 nucleotides. It is a transcript of the gene SEPTIN2, whose product is annotated as septin 2. The coding region runs from base 147 to 1232 and encodes 361 amino acids. NCBI's taxonomy places the organism in Eukaryota, Metazoa, Chordata, Mammalia, Microbiotheria, Microbiotheriidae. The transcript is spliced from 13 exons. Gene Ontology annotation, cellular component: synaptic vesicle; cell division site; septin ring. Gene Ontology annotation, biological process: cell division; regulation of exocytosis; cilium assembly. Gene Ontology annotation, molecular function: GTP binding; GTPase activity; molecular adaptor activity. The record is from RefSeq and is a predicted model, not a curated record.
CGUGCGUCUGUACGCGGGGCGUGCGUGGGGCGACGCGCUCGCGGCCGCCGCUGGGCUGGGUCAGAGAGCGGGCUCGGCCUCUCUGCGUGUGGCUCCUUUGGCCGCUGCUUCCUUUCGUGCCGCGCGAUAACUGAACUUCCCUGAAGAUGUCUAAGCAACAGCCUGCUCAGUUUACAAAUCCAGAAACUCCGGGCUAUGUUGGGUUUGCAAAUCUGCCAAAUCAAGUCCACCGAAAGUCUGUGAAGAAGGGUUUUGAAUUCACACUCAUGGUGGUUGGGGAAUCAGGAUUGGGGAAGUCGACGCUCAUCAAUAGCCUGUUCUUGACUGACUUGUACCCGGAAAGGGUCAUUCCUGGGGCAGCAGAGAAAAUAGAAAGAACGGUGCAGAUUGAGGCCUCCACAGUGGAGAUUGAGGAGAGAGGGGUCAAGCUCCGUCUUACUGUUGUUGACACACCAGGCUACGGGGAUGCAAUUAACUGCCGUGACUGUUUCAAGACUAUCAUCUCCUACAUCGACGAGCAGUUUGAGCGGUAUCUGCAUGAUGAGAGUGGCCUGAACCGCCGGCACAUCAUAGAUAACCGAGUGCACUGCUGCUUCUACUUCAUCUCACCCUUUGGACAUGGACUUAAACCGUUAGAUGUGGAGUUCAUGAAAGCUAUCCACAAUAAGGUGAACAUCGUGCCGGUGAUUGCCAAAGCUGAUACUCUGACCCUGAAGGAGCGGGAACGCCUGAAGAAGAGAGUCCUGGACGAAAUCGAGGAGCACGGCAUCAAGAUUUAUCAUUUACCCGAUGCGGAGUCGGAUGAGGAUGAAGAUUUUAAAGAACAAACUAGACUCCUGAAGGCUAGCAUUCCAUUUUCAGUAGUAGGAUCCAAUCAGUUGAUUGAAGCCAAAGGCAAAAAGGUUAGAGGUCGUCUCUACCCUUGGGGAGUUGUGGAAGUGGAGAAUCCAGAACAUAAUGACUUUCUCAAACUGAGAACGAUGCUGAUCACACACAUGCAGGAUCUCCAGGAAGUCACCCAGGACCUUCACUAUGAGAACUUCCGCUCUGAAAGACUGAAGAGAGGCGGCAGGAAAGUGGAAAACGAGGAAGUGAAUAGAGACCAGAUCCUGCUGGAAAAGGAAGCAGAACUUCGUCGUAUGCAAGAGAUGAUUGCAAGGAUGCAGGCUCAGAUGCAGAUGCAGAUGCAAGGAGGAGAUGGGGAUAUUGUCGUGCAUGGGCACCAGGCUUAAGAAUUUCACCUCCAGAAAUAAAAAGAGAACAUUCCUGUAUGUUUUUUCAUGAAAUCAUGGAAAGGAAGUCCACCUUCUGCAAUCCCUGUGGCCUGCAAAUUGUUAUUCACCAUUUUUACCCGUGGUCUGUGAAUCGUUAACUCUCCAUUUUUAUAUAAGGAUCAGCUGUGGUACCUUUUGUAUGUGUACCUUGUAGCAUGUAUUUACUGAUAUUUUAUACUUUUUCCAUAACAUGUCUGUUUUUGUUUUCCUUCCUACAUAACUUCUGUCAGGUAGAAUUGGUUUUCUAGAACUAUACCCUGAAUUUGUUCUGGAUUUGCCUGACUUCUGUUGGCCUGGCUAGUCUGGGCAUCUCUGUCAUUGAAUAGCGCUGUGGAGUCACACCUAGGAGCCAAUUAAUUCUUUUUUCAUCCAGGUGUUAGCACACCAGAGCAAGCUCGUCUGUCUGCCCAGUCUAAGGGUGAGCCUCUCACCACAGUCCCUGGGAAGACCAGGGGGUCAGAGUUCUCCUUUGGUAUAAGCUAUUGUGUGCUAUAACACCCAUAACCCAGUUUUGCUGCUGCCCCUCAUCACUGGUUUGGAAGAACAAAGAAUAUGUACCUUUAGGUAAUUCGUGUUAAAAUGUAACUUUUAUAAGGCGUAAUUUCUAAGGGUCUAAUGAUGCCCUGCUAUUUAAAAAACAUUUUAUAAACCAUUUUUUAUGGUAAGAUCCUGAAAGCUUGUACUCUCUGAAACAGGCUGGCAUUCCUUAUACUGUCACACAGAAAGCGGAAGCAGCAUUGCGGUCUCAGAUGAGGGAAGAUUGUCAGAGAAGGACAAAGUCCAUAGGUCUCUCCCUUAAAUAGGUUAGUAGGGAAAGAACACUCCUUUUUUCUUUAGACAGGAAGCAUUCCUCUGUCUUGUAGAUACUGGCACCAAUUAUUUCGGGUCAUUUUUUCAUUGUUUUAUUAAAGUGUCAUUUUAACACCCA